Penicillium alfredii is the source of this 771-nucleotide messenger RNA. RefSeq names its product chitin deacetylase. Gene Ontology annotation, molecular function: hydrolase activity, acting on carbon-nitrogen (but not peptide) bonds. The transcript is spliced from 3 exons. NCBI's taxonomy places the organism in Eukaryota, Fungi, Ascomycota, Eurotiomycetes, Eurotiales, Aspergillaceae. Gene Ontology annotation, biological process: carbohydrate metabolic process. The record is from RefSeq and is a predicted model, not a curated record. The coding region runs from base 1 to 771 and encodes 256 amino acids.
AUGCAGCUGCGGGUCAUUCUACCGCUCCUUCUCUCCGCGGCGAGUUUGUCUUUGGGCGCCUCAGUCCCCAAGACCUGGCCAGCAUUCAACCAGACCAGCACGAACACCCAGGUCUCCGCCGUGCCCAUCGGGGCCAUCAUUGAUCACUGCGCCAUCCCGGGGACCAUUGCACUUACCUUCGAUGACGGGCCAUACAUCUAUACAGCACAGAUGCUCGACACUCUCGCCCAGCGCGGCGCCCGCGCAACGUUCUUCCUGAAUGGCCGCAACAAGGGAAGCAUCGACGCCUUUCCAGACUUGGUGCAGCGAGCCCUGGCCGAGGGCCACCAACUCGGAUCUCACACAUGGAACCACCCGUACCUGCACACGCUGGACUACCCAGAAAUCGUCGCACAAAUGACCGAACUCGAAGCCGCCUUCCUGCGCAUCGUCGGCGUCUUCCCUACCUACAUGCGCACCCCGUUCCUGAUGUUCAACGGCCUCGUGCUGACCGCCAUGACCGAUCUGGGGUACCAUGUCAUCGGGGCCAGUAUCGACACCAAGGACUACGAGAACGACGACCCUGGUCGGAACUGGCUUAGUUUUGAGAAAUUCCGGACUGAGCUCGACGCUGGGGGCACGAUUGUUCUGGCCCACGAUGUUCAUGCGAACACGGUCGGGAUCUUGGUGGACAAUAUGUUGGAUGAGAUCGAGGCGCGCGGGCUGCAAACUGUUACCGUCGGCGAGUGUCUGGGGGAUCCGGCCGAGCUGUGGUAUCGCACGAAGCGGUAG